ACACUGUGAUCCUCAUAUGGAAUAAAGAAAUGGUGGAUCAGUUUUCCAAUGCCGACCUGCGUCACUCAGAGGCACCAAUAUCUGUGUCAGCAUCCUUUGAGAAAGACGAAACAAGAGCAGAAUCUGUCACCGAUGCACUCGAAAAGGCUCCAAAAGGCGACCGACUCUCGAUUCUACAGGAGUAUCUCUUAGGGUCUGCAAAAGUUGACUCGAACCUUUUAGGAAAAUGUAAAAAUCGUUCAAAACAGCGACAGAAGUCACUACUGACUCUAUAUUCAGAUAGUAGGAUGCACAUCAAGGCCGUCCAGUGGUUCGGAAUAGAGAGUGAAGAGGCCCGAUGCAUGGCCCACAAGUAA
Acaulospora colombiana is the source of this 356-nucleotide messenger RNA. The record is from the annotation of a GenBank genome assembly. Lineage: Eukaryota; Fungi; Glomeromycota; Glomeromycetes; Diversisporales; Acaulosporaceae.